Molecule: messenger RNA, 1115 nt
Organism: Dufourea novaeangliae
Lineage: Eukaryota; Metazoa; Arthropoda; Insecta; Hymenoptera; Halictidae
Product: methylmalonic aciduria and homocystinuria type D homolog, mitochondrial
Exons: 5
Coding region: 159-1019 (286 amino acids)
Biological process (GO): cobalamin metabolic process
Cellular component (GO): mitochondrion
Source: RefSeq, a predicted model, not a curated record
UCCUUGCAAAUUGUGCGAUACAGUGCGAUAUGUAUGCGAGUGAUUUACGAAAGAACGAAAGUUAGAUAACCGAGCAACAAAACGGUGUGUUAGACAAGAAAAUUCUCGACUCAGUAUGUGAAUUACGUCUCAACGGUAACGACGGACACAAAACAGUUAUGUUUUGCGUGAAAUAUGCGAGAAGCGUUAAGCCCUCACCGCUAUUUAACUUCCUACCAACGAAUCGUUAUUCUCGACGUAGUGAUAAAAACACAAGCACAUACAAAGUGGUUAAGUCGAGCGAUGGAAAUUUGGACGAUAUGGAUGGCGCUGUACUGGGCAUCAACUCUAAUUGGGAACUGUUGACGCCGAAUGGAUUUCGAUUUUACCUUCCUGGAAGUGUCGGCCCUGGUUGGUCGGAUGUAACCACUACUGCGCAGAGAAGAUCGCAUUUGCUCGACAUUUCUAAUAACAAUGAACAGGUUCCCUUAGACUAUACGGAUCAACGUGUAUCUGGUCGAUUGGGUCGAUCCAUGACUGGUCAAGACCGUACGACGCUCAGAUGCGUUGCCCAGGAAUGUCCUUUACUUUUGAGGAAAGGUAUCGAAGAACUCUUUCCUGGAUGCCUGGAUGUUGGUUCUCCGCAGCUCACAAUAAUUACUGUCUGUCAGAAAACUAAUUCUAAAACCUCCAGGUGGAGUAGGGAAAUGGAAAUGGAGGAACUGGCCAAAUACUUCGUACUGGCAGCUUCAGACAUUUGUACUAAAUUAAAGAUGAUCGGAUACUGGGCCGAUUUCAUCAAUCCGUUCAGCGGGCAACCCCAUUUAAGUGUACAAAAGAAUAGCACAUUGUACAAGACAGACGAGCGUUUUCGUUGUUUAGGAUUUAAAAUAGUACAUAAGAACAAUUGUAAAGUUAUUUUAUACGACAAUAACGGUCAAAACUUUAUAGGAAGUCUCUACACCACGGCGCCAGCGAGCACGGCAUUCUUGAAGGAGAUUCUAUACGAUUGUGAACAUGUAAAUCUCAACGAAGCAUAACAAAGUGUGUCGAUAGAGUGUGAAUUUGAUCGUGUAGAUCGAGACAUUGGUUCCACGCGAAUGUAUCAUAAAUUUUUUGCGUAAUUCUGUAUAAAU